Messenger RNA from Candida dubliniensis CD36, 1086 nucleotides. RefSeq lists its product as uncharacterized. The transcript has a single exon. Bases 1 to 1086 code for a protein of 361 amino acids. Lineage: Eukaryota; Fungi; Ascomycota; Pichiomycetes; Serinales; Debaryomycetaceae. The record is from RefSeq and is a predicted model, not a curated record.
AUGUCAAAACAAGACUCACCUCCAGAUUAUACUAAUAGGGCAUCAGAUAACUAUAACCCACAUGAAACUGAUAAUAGUAUUCCUCCAGCAUUCACUCCUAAUUCUUUAGAAGUUCAUCCUCCACCAUUCUCCCUUUCUUCUCCACCACCACCACCUCCUCCUCCUCCUGAUCAACAUAAUUUUCAUGUUCCGGCAUAUUUUCAAAACCAAAUUACUCCAGCAUGGACAAUAGUAAUAAAUAAUCGAUUUUGGACUGAUGGAUUUAGGAUUUUUGUCUCUGAAGAUGCAUCAAAUAAGUUUGAUGCUUUCAAGAAAAGUAAAAAUCCCGAAAUAAUCCAAUUACAAGAACAAGGUAUUGGAGUACCAUUAUUUAAAGCUAUUACUUCAUAUAUCCCAUUGGCAACAAAAUUUAUAACUUUUAGAAGAUAUGUCCCUACUAAUUUACAUCCAUUUGAUAUUGAUAAAGAUUAUUAUGAUUAUUGUAUUGUUAAACGGAAAUUACACGUUGGUUAUGAUAGUUAUAUAUUUGAAUUUACUCCUGAUCCUAAACAACCAAAACUAAAUUUUCAAGUGAUAUUAUUUUCUCAUUCAGUACUACCUAUUCAUGAUUAUAUUUAUAAGGGAGAAAGACAUCGAUGGAUUGAUGAAUCAAAUUUAAGAAGAUUUAAGGAACUUUGGCAAGUUAAAUAUGGAUUCAAACAUACAUACUUAAUAGAUGGUCAACCGGCAUUAACUGAUAAUUGGGAUGGUCAAAGUGAUAAACUUAAUAAAAAUAAAAAAAAUCCUUAUUUAGAUAAUUUUUUUAAAAUGAAAUUUUCUAUACUGUCAAGAUAUCCUAAACCGGAAUAUUAUGGUCCACAUUGUACCGAUACAUUAGGAGAAGCUGAAGCUUUUUUCAAAUUAGGGUAUGCUGAACUUAAGAUUGAUGAUUUAGGUAAAGGAUAUUCACAAAAUGAUGAUGUUAAUUACGAAAGUAUUUUUUCAAUACCUGAAGAGGAAUUGGUAACAAUUUGUAUAGCAACGGUUUUGAAACGACAAAAAGAUAUUGAAGAAGAAAAGAAAAAUAGAAGGAGAAGAGCAAAUUAA